AGCGUCGUCAUCAUCAGGUGACAACAAUCAGCGUUUGAUCCGCAGCACGCCGACUCGUUCAUUUAUUUAUCGUGUCGUUCAUGUUUAAAGGGCUCGUUUAACACGAUGGCGCAGAAAAUCAACGAGGCGCACGAGCACAUCGCCAAAGCUGAAAAAUAUUUAAAGACGAGCUUCAUGAAGUGGAAGCCUGAUUAUGACAGCGCCGCCUCGGAGUACUCUAAAGCAGCGGUUGCCUUCAAAAAUGCCAAACAGCUGGAGCAGGCCAAAGAUGCUUAUCUACAGGAGGCAGAGGCUCACAGCAACAACAGAUCUUUGUUUCACGCCGCCAAGGCCUUUGAGCAGGCAGGAAUGAUGCUGAAGGACAUGCAGAGGUUUCCUGAGGCUGUGGAGUACAUAGAGAAGGCGAGCGUGAUGUACGUGGAGAACGGCACCCCGGACACCGCCGCCAUGGCCCUGGACCGAGCCGGAAAGCUGAUUGAACCUCUGGAUCUGGUGAAAGCCGUUCAUCUGUACCAGCAGGCGGCGGCCGUGUUUGAGAACGAGGAGCGUCUGAGGCAAGCUGUGGAGCUCGUCGGGAAAGCUUCCAGACUUCUUGUGAGACAACAGAAGUUUGAUGAAGCAGCCGUGUCUCUUCAGAAGGAGAAGAACAUGUAUAAAGAAAUCGAGAAUUAUCCGACGUGUUUUAAGAAAACCAUCGCUCAGGUGCUGGUGCAUCUUCACCGAGGAGACUACGUGGCGGCGGAGAAGUGCGUGCGGGAGAGCUACAGCGUCCCAGGGUUCAGCGGGAGCGAGGACUGCGUGGCCCUGGAGCAGCUCCUGCAGGGAUACGACGAGCGGGACGAGGAGCAGGUGUCUCGUGUCUGUGGCUCGCCGCUGCUCAAGUACAUGGACAACGACUAUGCAAAGCUUGCCAUCAGCCUGACGGUGCCUGGAGGAGGGAAGAAGAAGCCCCCCGCUGCGGCCGGUGGAGACCCUGGAGCCGUGCCGGCGGAGGAAGAGGAGGAUGAGUACGCUGGAGGACUCUGUUAAAGCUUCAUACCUGUGCUGUUCAGAGAGACGCCUCACAUGUAAGCACCACAUCAUCCUCUCUGCUUUAGGUCGCUCUCCCAGGACUCACAUUAAAUAUAAAAACCCACACGGAAGCUGGUUUCUGAAACGAGACUCAACUAGAAGACGGAGCUGAACUGUGAGAGGAAGAUUUGGUAACACUUUCUAUGUUUUUAAUACAUUAUAAGGGUGUUGUUGAGGCAUUAUGAUACAUGCAUAAUGCAUUAUAAAUAACUUUGUUCUAUCUAUAUUUGUGGACUUUUAAGAGUGUAAUCAUUUAUAACACAGUGAACAUGAUUCAUCAACUUUAAGUAAUCCUAAUACAGCUUUCUUUUUCUCAAACACUUCAGAUGAAUGUAAUAUGACCCGUUUGUUCGCUGGUGCCCUUCAGAGGAAGUAUUAACACAUUAAAUAACACCAUAUUAAAUCUGUGACUAUAGUGUUCACUGUGUUUAUAAUCGCUCUUAAGUUCAAAAAUGCAUAAACACUAAUGUAUUAUUUUGAUGAGAAUGGAUCAUAAGGUGUUUUUUUUAUAAUGCAUUCAUUAAGAAUACCCUUAUAAUGUAUUUUAAAUAGAAAGUGUUUUAUUGCAUGAUGGAAACGAGCUUUAAAACCCAAACCUGAGAAACUGGUUGAGGGUUCAGUGAGAUCUGUGUCUGAAUCCAGAGCUAUUCCAGAGUAGUGCUGGAAUACUACAAGUCAACCUUUAAAUGAUACUACAUGCUGGAAAUGAAAGAACAGUGCCUGCCUUACCAAAAGAGGGAAUGUAUUUACUCUACAUUGUGUGUGUGUGUGUGACUUAAUAUUGUUUAAACUCAUUACAUUCAACUUGAUCUUAUGAUACUAAGCAGCAUGCUGCAGGUAAACGCAUGAAAUGCCUUAAAAUCCUCUGAACUCGAGGAACUCGAUCAGUUUACUUGUUGUGCAGGGAACAAUCUGUUCAUUCUGGAUUUGCAUGUUUUCACGACACCUGAAUAAACAGAAUAUGAUUUUUUA
This is a messenger RNA of Puntigrus tetrazona (Sumatra barb), 2043 nucleotides long. RefSeq names its product N-ethylmaleimide-sensitive factor attachment protein, gamma a (gene napga). Gene Ontology annotation, cellular component: vacuolar membrane; SNARE complex. Gene Ontology annotation, molecular function: syntaxin binding; soluble NSF attachment protein activity. The record is from RefSeq and is a predicted model, not a curated record. Gene Ontology annotation, biological process: intracellular protein transport. NCBI's taxonomy places the organism in Eukaryota, Metazoa, Chordata, Actinopteri, Cypriniformes, Cyprinidae. Bases 106 to 1029 code for a protein of 307 amino acids. The transcript has 11 exons.